Messenger RNA from Cooperia oncophora, 363 nucleotides. The record is from the annotation of a GenBank genome assembly. NCBI's taxonomy places the organism in Eukaryota, Metazoa, Nematoda, Chromadorea, Rhabditida, Trichostrongylidae.
AUGGUUGAAUGCAGUCCCGGCGAGGAAGUUCACGAAUCGGAUCUUAUCUGCAACUGCAAUGGUCCCUUAUGUGAUACUGAGCUAGUCCAUUUACUUGGAAAUGGUUAUAAAGGGAUAUGUAGGGCAAAGCGUGGCCGUUGCUUCAAAGUGUUCGAUGAGCACCACAGCUAUCGGAUGUCUGUAGGAUGUGUGGAUCUCAAAGAGAUAUAUCCAAUUCCAAUAUUCUGUCUUCCCCAUCCAAAAUAUCAUAUGUCUUGUUGCGAUUAUUCCUUUUGUGACGAAGAAAUCACCAUGGAAGUAAGUAUUUUACCAUUGCAACGGUUGUUCGUUUGCCUUUGGCUUGGUAUAAUUUACCUGUGCUGA